Messenger RNA from Mastomys coucha (southern multimammate mouse), 2363 nucleotides. RefSeq names its product protein tyrosine phosphatase non-receptor type 6 (gene Ptpn6). Gene Ontology annotation, biological process: protein dephosphorylation. Gene Ontology annotation, molecular function: protein tyrosine phosphatase activity. NCBI's taxonomy places the organism in Eukaryota, Metazoa, Chordata, Mammalia, Rodentia, Muridae. The record is from RefSeq and is a predicted model, not a curated record. Bases 351 to 2144 code for a protein of 597 amino acids. The transcript is spliced from 16 exons.
CUCCUUCUGCUCUUUCAGUUGAGCUCCAGGUGGAACAGCAGGUGGCUCCUCCCCUUCCCAGGGAAGUAGGCCCGGGCAGGCCUGAAGCCUGCUGGACUCCUGCACUCUGGGGAAUUUGACCGUGGUGGGCGGACUCUGGCCAGCCCCGCCCCACCCGUCCUUCUCUCAGAGACCUGUAAUCCAGGGGCUUGGCCUCAAAGUACCAUUGGUUUGACAGGCUGGAUAGAGGAGGAAGUGGACGAAAACCGAAAUAUUCUUCCUGAAGGUCUGGAUCCCUGAACAGCUGUGCCACUCGAUUGGCCCCGCCCCCGUCGCCCUUUGCCUGUGACUUCCCCCACUCCUCCAGGGAGAUGCUGUCUCGCGGGUGGUUUCACCGUGACCUCAGUGGGCCUGAUGCUGAGACCCUGCUCAAGGGCCGGGGAGUCCCUGGGAGCUUCCUGGCCCGUCCCAGCCGCAAGAACCAGGGUGACUUUUCCCUCUCAGUCAGGGUGGAUGACCAGGUGACCCAUAUUCGAAUCCAGAACUCAGGGGACUUCUAUGAUCUGUACGGAGGGGAGAAGUUUGCGACGUUGACAGAGCUGGUGGAGUAUUACACUCAGCAGCAGGGCAUCCUACAGGACCGGGAUGGUACCAUCAUCCACCUCAAGUACCCACUGAACUGCUCGGACCCCACCAGUGAGAGGUGGUACCAUGGCCACAUGUCUGGAGGGCAGGCAGAGUCACUGCUGCAGGCCAAGGGUGAGCCCUGGACAUUUCUUGUGCGUGAGAGUCUCAGCCAACCUGGUGAUUUUGUGCUCUCUGUGCUCAAUGACCAGCCCAAGGCUGGCCCUGGCUCCCCGCUCAGGGUCACUCACAUCAAGGUUAUGUGUGAGGGUGGACGCUAUACUGUGGGUGGCUCAGAGACGUUUGACAGCCUCACAGACCUGGUGGAGCACUUCAGGAAGACGGGGAUCGAGGAGGCCUCAGGCGCCUUUGUCUACCUGCGGCAGCCUUACUAUGCCACUCGGGUAAACGCAGCCGACAUUGAGAACCGGGUCUUGGAACUGAACAAGAAGCAGGAGUCGGAGGACACAGCCAAGGCUGGCUUCUGGGAGGAGUUUGAGAGUCUGCAAAAGCAGGAGGUAAAGAACUUGCACCAGCGCCUGGAAGGGCAGAGGCCGGAGAACAAGAGCAAGAACCGCUACAAGAACAUCCUUCCCUUUGACCACAGCCGAGUGAUCCUGCAGGGACGUGACAGUAACACCCCAGGGGCUGACUACAUCAAUGCCAACUACGUUAAGAACCAGCUGCUAGGUCCAGAUGAGAACUCUAAGACCUACAUCGCCAGCCAGGGUUGUCUAGAUGCCACAGUCAAUGACUUCUGGCAGAUGGUUUGGCAGGAGAACACUCGUGUCAUCGUCAUGACUACCAGAGAGGUGGAGAAAGGCCGGAACAAAUGCGUCCCAUAUUGGCCGGAGGUGGGCACUCAGCGUGUCUAUGGGCUCUACUCUGUGACCAACUGUAGAGAGCAUGACACAGCAGAAUACAAACUUCGAACAUUACAGAUCUCCCCACUGGACAAUGGGGACCUUGUUCGGGAGAUAUGGCACUACCAGUACCUGAGCUGGCCUGACCAUGGGGUUCCCAGUGAACCUGGGGGUGUUCUCAGCUUCCUGGACCAGAUCAACCAGCGACAGGAAAGUUUGCCUCAUGCAGGGCCCAUCAUUGUGCAUUGCAGCGCUGGCAUCGGCCGCACGGGCACCAUCAUCGUCAUCGACAUGCUCAUGGAGAGCAUCUCCACCAAGGGGCUAGACUGUGACAUUGACAUCCAGAAGACCAUUCAGAUGGUACGGGCACAGCGCUCCGGCAUGGUGCAGACCGAGGCACAGUACAAGUUUAUUUAUGUAGCCAUUGCCCAGUUCAUUGAAACGACCAAGAAGAAACUGGAGAUCAUACAAUCCCAGAAGGGCCAGGAGUCGGAGUAUGGGAAUAUCACCUACCCUCCCGCUGUGAGGAGUGCCCACGCCAAAGCCUCCCGUACCUCAUCCAAACACAAGGAGGAGGUGUACGAAAACGUGCAUAGCAAGAGCAAGAAGGAAGAGAAAGUAAAGAAGCAGCGGUCGGCAGACAAGGAGAAGAACAAAGGUUCUCUCAAGAGGAAGUGAGCUGGGCAUUCGUCUGCAGGUGGCCAUGCAUCAGCCUUAAUCCCUGCAGAGGCCUCCACCGGACAGACCCGUGGCCCACACCAGACCCUAGGACCACCCCCAUCUUCUUGUAAUUUAAGUGACUGUGGUCGUCUGAAUCUGUAUAUAGCUCAGCAAGUCCCCAGGGAGAGCUGGACCCUUCUAUUCUUGUAAAUAAAGCCCCUGGACCACUGUGUAUUG